UUCCGCCCCGCUCUGCAGCGCCCUCUGUUGGUGGGGUUGCGCGCUGCACCCUCAUGCUGUGGGUGGCGAGUGUCACUCGUAGUGCUGUUUUGGCCACUGGUCUCUGUCCUCGGGGACCCCCCCGCGGCCCCACAGGCCGCGGGGGGGGGGCCCGAGGACAGAGACCAGUGGCAGAAACCUGAGUGCAUGCCCCAUCCCACAGCACAGGGCACAAGCUUGAGACCACCAAAGUGCAUUCCAGUCCAAUAAAUGGUGUUAAAACACCCCCCAGCAGGCUGCAAGUGGUCAUUUCCCAUGCAAGCACGGCCCCGUGUUGUCCACCUGGGGUGCAUUGCAACCUGGGGACACCUAUCAGUGCUCUCAGCGCUUCACCGCUGCUGGCAUUGCUUGAAAGGGCCAUUUAUUUAUUUUCUUCCCACUGAACAGACCUUUGUUUCCAUGAAAAAAUGCCAUAUGGAGCCCGAGGCCUUGCACGCUUGUUGGCUGGGCUGCUGGCAAAGCGAGCAUGGCCCUCCCCAUAAACACAGGUGUUGCUCCUCCUUCCCCUUGCAGUGACCAGGGGACGGCUCCACAGGUACGUCACGCUCCUGAGGAUCUCUCUGCAAAGCCACUUUCUGCAGCUCGGGAUGGCAAGGCUGGUGCUGGAGCUGCUGGCUGCGGCGCUGCUGCUGCGUGUGGCCGCCACGCUGAGGAUCAGUGCCUUCAACAUCAGGACGUUUGGAGACAGCAAGAUGUCCAACCAGACGGUCGCAGGCUUCAUCGUCUCUAUCCUGGUGCAGUACGACAUCACCUUGGUGCAGGAGGUGCGGGAUGCUGACCUGAGCUCCGUGAAGAAGCUGGUGUCCCAGCUCAACAGUGCAUCAUCGUACCCCUACAGCUUUUUGAGCAGCAUCCCCCUGGGUCGGAACAGCUACAAGGAGCAGUACGUCUUUAUCUAUAGGUCGGACAUCGUCUCUGUGCUGGAAAGCUACUACUAUGAUGAUGGCUGUGAGUCCUGUGGGACGGACAUCUUCAGCAGGGAGCCCUUCAUCGUGAAGUUCUCCUCUCCCACCACCCAGUUGGAUGAGUUUGUCAUCGUGCCGCUGCACGCAGAGCCCAGCAGCGCUCCAGCUGAGAUCAACGCACUCACCGAUGUCUACACGGAUGUCAUCAACAAGUGGGAGACCAACAACAUCUUCUUCAUGGGUGACUUCAAUGCUGACUGCUCCUAUGUGACCGCGGAGCAGUGGCCCUCCAUCCGCCUGCGCUCCCUGAGCUCCUGCGAGUGGCUCAUCCCCGACAGCGCCGACACCACCGUCACCAGCACCGACUGCGCCUACGACCGCAUCGUUGCCUGUGGCUCCGCGCUGCGCCAGGCGGUUGAGUAUGGCUCUGCUACGGUCAACAAUUUCCAGGAGACUUUGCGUAUCCAGAACAAGGAUGCUUUGGCCAUCAGUGACCAUUUCCCAGUGGAGGUGACGUUGAAGGCCCGCUGAGACCUGAGCCAACAGCCAGCAGUGAGGAGUCCACGCACCGCUGGCUCCAACAAAGCUCCGUAACCACUUGAUUUGCUGCACGCUGCCUCUGCAAGGAGCCAGCCCUCAGGGCUCCUGCCACUGUGGGAUGCCCUCAGCUUGCAUUAAAAUGAUGCCGUGU
This is a messenger RNA of Gallus gallus (chicken), 1635 nucleotides long. It is a transcript of the gene DNASE1, whose product is annotated as deoxyribonuclease 1. NCBI's taxonomy places the organism in Eukaryota, Metazoa, Chordata, Aves, Galliformes, Phasianidae. The coding region runs from base 627 to 1475 and encodes 282 amino acids. The transcript has 9 exons. Gene Ontology annotation, biological process: DNA catabolic process. Gene Ontology annotation, molecular function: DNA nuclease activity. Gene Ontology annotation, cellular component: nucleus. The record is from RefSeq and is marked validated.